This is a messenger RNA of Aspergillus welwitschiae, 1863 nucleotides long. RefSeq names its product GMC family oxidoreductase. NCBI's taxonomy places the organism in Eukaryota, Fungi, Ascomycota, Eurotiomycetes, Eurotiales, Aspergillaceae. The record is from RefSeq and is a predicted model, not a curated record. Bases 1 to 1863 code for a protein of 620 amino acids. The transcript is spliced from 2 exons. Gene Ontology annotation, molecular function: oxidoreductase activity, acting on CH-OH group of donors; flavin adenine dinucleotide binding.
AUGGAUCCAACCCCAGUAACGGACUUCAUCCACGACACCUUCGACUUCAUCAUCGUCGGCGGAGGCACCGCAGGCCUUGUCCUCGCUGCUCGUCUAUCCGAAGAUCCCAACAUUCGCGUUGGAGUCAUCGAAGCCGGGCUCUCGCGACUAGGUGAUCCGAAGGUGGACACACCUACCGGAAUGGCCAUGGCCCUGAAAGAUCCAGAGUACGACUGGUGCUUCCAGACUUCACCACAGAGCGGCGCAAACAACAAAACCUACGCCACCCAUCGCGGCAAAAUGCUCGGUGGUUCCAGUGGCUUCAACUUCAUGAUGUCCGGGCGACCCACGGAGGAAGAGAUAAACGACUGGGGCAAGGCCACGGGAGUAAAAGGGUGGGAGUGGUCUGAUUUACUGCCGUAUAUCAAGAAGCAUGAGAGGUUAGAGGUGGAUCAGCCGAAUAUUAUGUCCCGGGAUACAAAUAUCUGUCCGCUAGAACCUGGUCUACAUGGGACUGAUGGACCGAUUCACCAUUCGUUUGGGACUUGGCACCCGCCGUUUGAGAAGGUUCUCAUACCUGCUCUUGACACUGUCUCGGGAUUAUCGCGACCAGAGAAUCCAUAUGCGGGAAACCACCUGGGGUUCUAUCGCACGCUGUUCACGAUCGAUCGCACCGGCAAACCAGUACGCAGCUACGCUGCGAGCGGAUACCUAGCUCCGAACGCCGGUCGUUCGAAUUUACGGGUCCUGACAGACGCGCUCGUAUGCAAGGUCACGCUCGGGACGAACGAGCACAGCGAACGUCAGGCGACGGGCGUGGAAUUCCUGCAUCAGGGGACGUCGUAUACCGUGCGUCCACGCAAGGAAGUCAUCCUCAGCGCAGGCACAGUACAGAGUCCACAGCUCCUAGAGUUAUCAGGGAUAGGCGACCCGAAUGUCCUAGGCCGGAUCGGCAUCCCCUGCAUCGUUCCGAACAUGGACGUGGGAAAUAAUCUCCAAGAGCAGGCGCUGUGCUCCGUCGUGUAUGAACUAGCACCGGGUUAUACCUCUGUCGACUCGCUACUCCGUUAUCAUGCUGUCUUCGCGGAACACCAGAAACUAUAUGAAGAGGAACACACCGGUGUAUUGUCCGGACCGUUAAGUAUAACGGGCUACACACCCUACGCGACACAGGUUGAGAAAGAGGACCUCGAGAAAACUGUCGCCUGUUUCCUCGAUCCCAAGAACGCGUCCACGAAACAGGACACUGUCCUCCAGAAUAAACAACGGAAGAUCAUCGCAGCACGUAUCCAGGACCCUACCUGUCCCUGUAUUCAGUACAUGUGCGCGCCCGAGAACUUCGAUACGGCCCGCGCGGUUGAUAACCUCGGCGCAGUCAUGCCCGGUCCGCCGUCUGGGUUUAAUGACUGCUACUCUAUCACGACGAGCCAGAUGCAUCCUGUGUCUCGGGGCCGGGUGCACGUUGUAUCGGAUGAUCUGAAGCAAGCUCCAGAUAUUAGUCCGGGGCUGUUGGCUCAUCCGGCUGAUGUGGAUGUGCUUGCUGCGGGGGUUAAGUUUGCUGAUAGGGUGUUUCGGUCGGGGUUGAUUGGGGAUAAAGUUGCGAGGAGGGUGAGACCGGAUCCGGGGGUGGAUGUUGGUGUCAGGGAUCAAGCGAAGGAUUUUGUGAGGGAGAAUGCGGUUCCAUUUCAGCAUUUGGUUGGAACGUGUGCUUUGGGGAUGGUGGUGGAUGAGAGGUUGAGGGUGAAGAGGGUCAAGGGUUUGAGGGUUGUUGAUGCGAGUGUUGUGCCUAUGAUGGUGAGUCCGUCGUUGGCGGCGGUGGUGUAUGCUGUUGCUGAGAAGGCGGCGGAUUUGGUGAAGGAAGAUUGGGGGUUGGUUAAUGAGUAG